Drosophila guanche is the source of this 1810-nucleotide messenger RNA. RefSeq names its product cholinephosphotransferase 1 (gene bbc). Lineage: Eukaryota; Metazoa; Arthropoda; Insecta; Diptera; Drosophilidae. Gene Ontology annotation, molecular function: ethanolaminephosphotransferase activity; diacylglycerol cholinephosphotransferase activity. Gene Ontology annotation, cellular component: Golgi apparatus; endoplasmic reticulum membrane. Gene Ontology annotation, biological process: phosphatidylethanolamine biosynthetic process. The record is from RefSeq and is a predicted model, not a curated record. Bases 340 to 1593 code for a protein of 417 amino acids. The transcript is spliced from 6 exons.
GGGCAGCGGUGGUUCGGAAUUUUUGUUAAAUUUUACUAAAUUAAAUGUGCGCACACAUAUAUACAUUGACGCAAAAGAACACGUAUAUCUACCACCCACAAAGCGCGUCUCGGUGCGUUCAAGGGCUACGUAGUUGCCUUUCCUAGUGUGACACACGGGAAAAAAUAGGCGCUGAAAAUAAAAUCACUUGGCACACACAUCGAAAUUUCAAGUCACACCAUCUACACGUAUACAAAUGCGCGAAAAGUGAAAAGCGCGUGCGGAAAGUUUCACGAAAUCUCCUGAAGUGUUAUUAUCCCACCCUUACGCUCACCCCGCCGCACUCAAUAUAAAGUAAAAAUGCCGCUACUUGCCUACAAGGAAAGUCACAUUCUCAGCGCCCAGCAGCUGCGAAAGCUCAGCGAACACAAAUACUCAUGCUUCAGCGCCAGCUUAUUGGAUCCUUUGCUGCAGCCCUGGUGGAACUGGCUAGUGUCCCAAACGCCACUUUGGCUGGCGCCUAAUCUGAUUACGAUUGUCGGUCUCAUCCUAAACAUUGUGACGACAUUGAUAUUAAUUUGCUACAGUCCAAAUGGCGUUGAAGCCCCGCCUCGUUGGACCUGUGCGCUAUGCGCCCUUGGACUGUUCGUCUACCAGAGCCUGGACUCGAUUGAUGGAAAACAGGCGCGUCGCACGAAUACAUCAUCGCCGCUGGGGGAGCUGUUUGAUCAUGGCUGUGACUCCAUAUCGACUGUGUUCGUAGCCCUCUCGGCCUGCAUCUCCUGCCAACUGGGGCACUAUCCCAAUUGGCUCUUCUUUCAGUGCUUCUGUGCGAUUGCAUUGUUCUACUGCGCCCACUGGCAGACUUAUGUGUCUGGAACGAUGCGCUUCGGACGCAUCGACGUGACGGAGGCACAGUUCUCGAUUAUAGGCAUACAUCUGGUGUCGGCGGUCCUGGGUCCUGAGUUUUGGCUCACCAAGCUACCGAACUUUGACUGUGAAACGCGAAUUAUGCCAUUGUAUCUGGCCUGUGGGAUAGAUUUGAUCUUGACCCUGCGCUACGCAAAAUGCAUUUUGACCCAGGGCUGUGGCAAGAAUGGAUCGACGGUUGCUGGCACCAGUGUGCUUUCCCCCAGCAUACCCCUUACGCUGGUGGUGCUGCCAGCUCUGAUUAUUGCCCAGAAGUCGCCGGAGAACUUAUUCACCGAGCACGCAUCGGUGUACAUAAUGGCCUUUGGAAUGGUGGCUGCUAAAAUAACCAACAAACUGGUGAUCGCACACAUGACCAAGGCGGAGAUGGAGUAUCUGGACUGGUCGUUGCUCGGUCCGGCGCUGCUGUUCCUCAAUCAAUACUUCAACUGCAUUGUGCCGGAGAUCUGGCUGCUCUGGUUCACGCUCAUCUGGGGAACACAGGAUCUGCUGCGCUACUGUUCGCAGGUGUGCCUGGAGAUCUGCCAGCAUCUGCGGAUUAAUCUCUUCAGGAUACCCUAUAACCCUAAGGGAGGGGCACCGCAUCCUGCCACCGCUUCGGUCAGCAGUCAAAGCAACAUUGGCAGCAGCGUCGACAAAAAUGGCGGCACUUCGCAUCGAAAGUCCAAAAGCAAACCUCAUUAAUCGCCCCAAAUACUGGUCGAAGAAUGGCUAGCAACCGAACCCGAAGCCGAACCCGAAACGGACAAGGUUUCCUAUUAAAUUAAUUAGUUUCCUUUUAUAACUUAACGUCGUUAGAGUUGGCUGAUAGCGGAUCGGAAAGAAAGGAAGAGGCAAGGAGAGAGAGAGUAAUACAAACCGUUAACGCAACCCAACAAAAUUUACCGUCAGUGUUUAAAGA